UGUCACCCACCUCCAGGGUGACUGGGCCAAUUCCACCCUUGAGAGGGUGCCUUUUUCUGAUUCCCUCCACCCUGUCCUUUGGGCUGUUGGCCACCUGGCUUCCGGGACCCCGUUCCACAAGAGAGCCAGUGUUCAUUCUGACCGCUUGGUGCCCUUGCGUAUGACCUGCAUAUGACCUGCCCCCCCGCAUAUGACCUCUCCCAAGACCUCUGCUCUGAGCCUAAAGCUGGGAGCAUCAGACUCGGGGUAGGGACUGUUCAUGGAUUCUGCCUUUCUUGCCUCCCAGGCGAAAGACAGUGAUGAUGAAGAGGAGGUGGUCCAUGUGGAUCGGGAUCACUUCAUGGAUGAGUUCUUUGAACAGGUGGAAGAGAUCCGGGGCUGCAUUGAGAAGCUGUCAGAGGAUGUAGAGCAAGUGAAAAAACAGCACAGUGCCAUCCUGGCCGCCCCCAACCCAGAUGAGAAGACCAAACAGGAGCUGGAGGACCUCACCGCAGACAUCAAGAAGACUGCCAACAAGGUUCGGUCCAAGUUGAAAGCGAUCGAGCAAAGCAUUGAACAAGAGGAGGGGCUGAACCGUUCCUCCGCGGACCUGCGCAUCCGCAAGACCCAGCACUCCACACUCUCCCGGAAGUUCGUGGAAGUAAUGACCGAAUAUAAUGCGACCCAGUCCAAGUACCGGGACCGCUGCAAGGACCGGAUCCAGCGGCAGCUGGAGAUCACUGGAAGGACCACGACGAACGAAGAACUGGAAGACAUGCUGGAGAGCGGGAAGUUGGCCAUCUUCACCGAUGAUAUCAAAAUGGACUCGCAGAUGACAAAGCAGGCACUGAAUGAGAUCGAGACGAGGCACAACGAGAUCAUCAAACUGGAAACCAGCAUCCGAGAGCUGCAUGACAUGUUUGUGGACAUGGCCAUGCUCGUGGAAAGCCAGGGUGAGAUGAUUGACCGCAUUGAGUACAACGUGGAACAUUCCGUGGACUAUGUGGAGCGAGCUGUGUCUGACACCAAGAAAGCUGUGAAAUAUCAGAGCAAGGCCCGGAGGAAGAAAAUCAUGAUCAUCAUUUGCUGUGUGGUGCUGGGGGUGGUCUUGGCGUCAUCCAUUGGGGGGACGCUGGGCUUGUAGGCCCCCCCCAUCUCUCCCAGACCCUUCCCCCACCACAUUGGGAGCAAUACCCCCACCAUCCCCUUCCAUCCCCUGCUCCAGGCUCACCCCCAAGACAGACCCAGGCAGC
This is a messenger RNA of Panthera uncia (snow leopard), 1232 nucleotides long. It is a transcript of the gene STX1B, whose product is annotated as syntaxin 1B. Gene Ontology annotation, molecular function: SNARE binding; SNAP receptor activity. The transcript is spliced from 9 exons. The record is from RefSeq and is a predicted model, not a curated record. The coding region runs from base 260 to 1123 and encodes 287 amino acids. Gene Ontology annotation, cellular component: SNARE complex; plasma membrane; endomembrane system. Gene Ontology annotation, biological process: intracellular protein transport; vesicle fusion; exocytic insertion of neurotransmitter receptor to postsynaptic membrane. NCBI's taxonomy places the organism in Eukaryota, Metazoa, Chordata, Mammalia, Carnivora, Felidae.